GUUAUAUCAGUCAGCCAAAAUAUUGUGCUGUACUGUAAUCAAACGUGCAAAUAAAUUGUGUAGCAAGGAUUAAUGUUUGAAAUUUUUACUUUCUGUUAAGUUGAUGUGUAAAAUACUGUUAUCAUGUCCAAAAGGAAAGCCGGAGUGAACGAUAUCAUUUAUGAAUUGGACAAUGAUGAUGUCGAAAUAAGUAGUGAAGACGAAGCAAAAGAAGCUAAAUGCAAACGUUUGGAUACAGAUUUAAAUGCAUUUUGCGUCGACAAUAAACAUGAUAAUCAAAAUAAAGAUAUUUUAAUUAAUCUUACUGAAGAAGAAAUAGACACUACACCUAACUCUGUAAGUACAUGUAAUGGAGGGAAAACGUCGCCUGCCGAGAUUCCCUCCGGUAAUAAUAGUGCAAGUAUCUUUGAGACUGAUGAAGCUGAUAGCGGAAAAUUAUUAAAUAACGAUGGCAAUAAAACAACUUUAUUUCAUGAAGAUAUUAUUGUUGAUUCACCAACUUCGAAUAGUGAUUUAGGAGUAGUGGGAUGUGAAAACAGAACUCCUUUAAUAUCUGUUCGAUUCAAAGAUAAGAAGUUAGCUGCUAGUUACAAAAGAAAAAUAAAGACUUUUAUGUUAAAUCUUAUCAAAUUACAUGAAAAUAAUUCUUCUGAAUUAGACAGUGAAACUGAUAUAGAGUUGGAUAUUUGGCCUGAAGAUUUAAAUGAAGAUGAUUAUGAAAAUGAUGAUAACACUGAGCAGGAUGGGCUGUUCUUUGUGGAUACUGCACCUUGCUCAUCUGCCGAUGAAGUACCAACUUAUACUCAAGUUUCAACAUUAAUAUCAAACAACCCAAUUAAAGAGCCAUCUCCACCCCCUACUUUACGGCGCACUCCUCUUUGCUUCAAUUGCGAUGGGCCCCAUCAACUCCGAGAAUGCAGGAUGCCAAGAAAUAAUACUCGGAUAGCAGAAAAACGAAAAAAUAUGACCCGAGUUGGCCGUUAUCAUAUAGAAGAUGAGCAGAAAUAUGGACAUCUUAUACCAGGGAGGAUAUCUGGUAAACUUCGCCAUGCUCUGGGUCUGAAGAGACAUGAACAUCCACUUUACAUAUACAAAAUGCGAAUGUUGGGCUAUCCACCAGGAUGGCUAGAAGAAGCUCGAAUAUCGCACUCUGGGAUUACAAUGUUUGAUUCAAGUGGAACUGCCAUCCAAGAUCCUGAAGAAGAGGAAGGUGAAGUCUGUGAGCCAGGGUCUAGGGAUAAAUUUGACAUCAAAAAAAUCCUGGACUUCCCUGGUUUUAAUGUCCCUGCCAGUUCACGCUACAAAGAGGAAGCCCAUUUAUUAGGAUUGCCGCCAAUGUCCGAGCAAGACAGUAAGAUCGCUAUGCUACAAAUGCUCGCCCCCAACGCCAUGAAAGCAUAUAAGCGAAAAAAGUUGACAUUAUUCCCAUCAUCGGAAAACAACACGGCUACACAGGAAACUGCCGAAAUGGAUUUAGAUAGUGGAGAGGAAGCGGCAGAGUUCCCCUCGGUGCCUCCGUUACCAGACGAAGCGCCGCCCCCUUUGCCGGUAGCGCCACCUCCGCCGCCAUCAACUCCACCACCGGAAUCACCUCCACCGGCCCCACCAGGAAUAGAAGACGAGAUCACUGAAACUUCCAAACAGGAGACUGAGAGCGCUGACGAAAAAUCCGCUGAUGACAUAGAAGUAAUUGAAGUCAUGAAGGUGAAAGAUAUACCAGUGCCACAACCUGUGAUGAUCACUAUAGAUGAUGACGAGGACAAGUCUCAGGUAAGUAGUGGACGAGACAGCCCUACGCUCGAUGAUCUUGAAGAAAAAAAGCUUGCAUUACUUAACGCACUCAAAGGCGAAGUUGGACUAAAAGACAAUUUAUCAAUUAAUUCCGAAAUUGAAAAUGACGGCAAUAACACAGCUAAUGAUGAACAUAUACUUGACGAAUGCAGCAAAGCACCUAAUGACGAAUCUAACUCACAAAAUGAGAGUGACAAAGAGAAGACCGAGCCUUCAAAUAUAGUUAAUGAAGAAACUGUUGUCGCAGAAGGUAUUCCUGUGAAUGAAACAAACACAAUUUCUGACAGUCAAUGUAAUUUAUCGACACCAGAAAAUAAAACAGGGAGUGUCAAAACCACCUCUUAUGGUACACCCGUAAUGAAUAUAGCGUCUUCUUACGUUAAAUUGCCGAGUGAUGAUAAGUUUGCAAAAGACAUUUGUGACGUUAUAAACUUUGAGAAUCUGCCCAACUCAACAGGGAAGUAUAAGAAAAUUUGUAGUUUGCUUAAAAAGGUCAAAAGUGAAGUGGAUAGGAUACAGGAAUCAUGAUUAUUGCUUUCCCCACCUUAUAAAGGUGAUAGUUGAUGCCAUUGAACUCUUAAGAUAGACAAAUGUUACAUAAUAUUUGGCAAGUACUGGGUACUAUAAUGUAAAAACUAAAUAUUUUUAUAAUAUUAAUUUAAAUUUUGCAGUCACAUUUGACUAUGAGUUAUCUAUCCUAUAGGAGCAGUUUAUUCAAAG
This is a messenger RNA of Chilo suppressalis (striped riceborer), 2511 nucleotides long. NCBI's taxonomy places the organism in Eukaryota, Metazoa, Arthropoda, Insecta, Lepidoptera, Crambidae. The record is from the annotation of a GenBank genome assembly.